CCAAGUUGUCUCUGACACAACCCACUCCCGCUUAGAUUGCCAUUUUCAAACUCUCCCUCUCUCUUUCUCUCUCUGUGAUAGUCCUUUCAGUAUCAGUCAUGGGUUCCAAAGCAGGUGGGAAUUCCAUUGAUCUCUGGUCAGAAAUUGUAGACAACGAAAACCCAGAAAAGCAAAAUCAACCAAAGAUUGAUGCAGUUUACAGAAGGAUAAGACCACAAAAAGCUUCUCAAGAUGCAAACUUGAAGCAACCCGGUUCGAGCCGGAAGAAUGGGAACCGGGUGAGUUUGGCGCCACCCAUCAAGCGAGUCAGCUGGAACCGGUCCCUUUCCACCAGAGGAAGGACAAGUAUAGCUGUUGGUGCUUGUGUGGAUUACCAGCCUCAAGCAAAGCAUGCAAAAAGAAAAGGAAAACCUGCUUUGCCCAAAGGAAAAUUUGUACAACCUCCAAAUUUCGAGAAGGAAAAGACAUACUUUGAAGAGGUUGAUGCCUUUGAGUUAUUAGAGGAGAGUCCCUCGCCCAAGAACUUUGGUACAUGGGCCAUGGACGGUCAAAGUAACAAUAUUAUCAUACCACAUUUGUCCUCAAGAUUAGAGAAAUGGUUGUUAUCCAAGAAACUAAAUCACAGUAUUGGACCUUCCAGUACACUGUCUAAGAUACUAGAAACUCCAGCCAUGCCCUUGGAACCAAUAUGUGGUGAUGAUUCGGGUUCUUUGAAUUUGAGAACUCCUGAAAAAUCUUCUAUGAAGACUAAUUCACAGUUGCCUUCGGUCCAAAGCAGAUCUAAUUCAAUUUCAGUCGAUAAAAUUGUGAUUGAGGGGGAUAUCAAUUCACAAAAGUGCAACACAGCGUCUGUGAGUGAGGGUCAUGAAGGUUGUGAAGAUAUAGAAGUUGCCAUUAAGAAACUCUCUCUGGCAUCAACAUCGGCUUCACUGGAUCGUGAUCAGUCAGAUCCAUUUGCUGCAUUAUUAGCAGUUUGUGGACAGUCAUCUCCGUCAAAGCUAAAAGAUGUAUUCUCCAACUAUUGUGAACCAGAAAAUAUCAUUAAAAUUGGUGAAGGUACUUUUGGGGAGGCUUUUAAAGCUGGUCGCUAUGUAUGCAAAAUAGUACCUAUAGAUGGAGACUUAAGAGUGAAUGGCGAAGUACAAAAGAGGUCAGAAGAAUUGAUUGAGGAGGUCAUUCUUUCUCGAACUCUUAAUUGUUUAAGAGGAGAUGGCAGCGAUGGAUGUAACUCAUGCACUACAUUCAUCCAAACAAUAGACUUAAAGGUAUGCCAAGGUUCCUAUGAUGGCACAUUGAUCAAAGCUUGGGAAGAUUGGGAUGAGAAGAAUGGUUCAGAAAAUGAUCAUCCGAAGGAGUUUCCAGAAAAACAGUGCUAUGUCAUUUUUGUUUUAGAACAUGGUGGCAAAGAUCUUGAAAGCUUUGUACUUUUGAACUUUGAAGAGGCACAGAGUUUAUUGGUUCAGGUAACAGCUGCCUUGGCUGUGGCUGAAGCUGCAUAUGAAUUUGAACACCGAGAUCUGCACUGGGGGAAUAUACUUUUAAGCCGGAAUGGUUCUGAAACAUUGCAAUUCACCCUUGAGGGGAGGCAUAUGGUUGUCAAAACCUUUGGAUUGUUGAUAUCAAUAAUUGACUUUACUCUUUCAAGAAUCAAUACUGGUGAAGAUAUACUUUUUCUAGACUUAUCCUCAGACCCUUAUCUCUUUAAAGGUCCAAAAGGAGAUAGACAAUCAGAAACAUAUCGAAAGAUGAAGGAGGUAACAGAUGAUUGCUGGGAGGGAAGUUUCCCUAGAACAAAUGUGCUGUGGUUGCUGUAUUUGGUUGAUAUAUUACUCCUGAAGAAAUCAUUUGAACGCAAUUCAAGACAUGAGAGAGAUUUGCGAUCAUUGAAGAAGCGGCUAGACAAGUGUCAUUCAGCCAAAGAAGCCAUUUUUGAUCCUUUUUUUAGUGAAUUGUUGAACAUAGAAUGUGACUGAUAAGUGGGAAAGCAAGCAAUAGAGGUGGUGAUACACUAGAAAAGAUGUUCUUUGUCUUGUACAUAUAUAUUUAACAGGAGCAGGAGCAGAUCUUUCCUAAAAUUGAACAUCUUAAUGCUUGGUGAAAAAUAUGCUAAUUGUGUUAUUAUAAAAAUAACUCAACAGUGAUGCUAUGUAUCUUGGAUGAUUGUGCGUGUAAAUUGUAUUGGACACAGUAGCUUCCACAUAUUGCUUGACGACUGAAUUUGCCUUUUUUAUUGGUCCAAGUCCAAGGAGUUUGGCAAGACCUGAUUUUUUGUAUCUGUAUUAAUAUAAGGAUGACUUGAUGCUCUCUUAUUUGCACCCUGGGAA
Quercus robur (English oak) is the source of this 2324-nucleotide messenger RNA. Its product is annotated as serine/threonine-protein kinase haspin homolog. Gene Ontology annotation, molecular function: histone H3T3 kinase activity; ATP binding. The transcript is spliced from 15 exons. Lineage: Eukaryota; Viridiplantae; Streptophyta; Magnoliopsida; Fagales; Fagaceae. Gene Ontology annotation, cellular component: nucleus; cytoplasm. The record is from RefSeq and is a predicted model, not a curated record. Gene Ontology annotation, biological process: mitotic cell cycle; intracellular signal transduction; protein phosphorylation. Bases 99 to 1973 code for a protein of 624 amino acids.